Bolinopsis microptera is the source of this 516-nucleotide messenger RNA. RefSeq names its product programmed cell death protein 6-like. The coding region runs from base 1 to 516 and encodes 171 amino acids. The transcript has 4 exons. Gene Ontology annotation, molecular function: calcium ion binding. Lineage: Eukaryota; Metazoa; Ctenophora; Tentaculata; Lobata; Bolinopsidae. The record is from RefSeq and is a predicted model, not a curated record.
AUGGAUGACGGAAAUAAAGGAGGAAGUAAUCUCAAGUCCAUAUUCUACAGAGUAGACAGCGACAGGAAUGGUCUUAUCGAUAUAAAGGAACUUUACAAUGCUUUAAAGCAAUCUAAUGAGAACGACUUCAACCCCGAAACUUGCCAACUCCUCAUGGGGCUAUUUGACGUUAACGAGGACGGAUAUAUUGAUAUGGGUGAGUUUGGGGGGAUGGUGAAGUACAUCAGGAGCUGGAAGAGUACGUUUGGACUGAAUGUUGCGAACAGCACCGUUCCUGGCAUCAACUCAACACAACUAUACGACACCUUGAAGGCAUGUGGCUGUGGAGUUGACGAAACAAUGUGCAAAGUUCUUAUCAAAAACUUUGACUCCCGCAACAUGCAAGCGCUCGGAUUUGACGACUACAUGCGAUGUUGUGUCACUGUUCAGUCCAUGUACAAAGCGUUCACUCACCAGCAGUCGCCUGACGGGACGUUGAGGAUUAUUAGAGCUACUUUACGACUGGUGUAUCUUUAA